UAAUUGAAGUAAAAAUUCUCAAUUGAGUAAUUUCUAUAUUUUAGAUAAUGACGACUACAAUUCCAGGUAAAAAAGAAAAGAAAAAGAAACCCACGUGAAGAGCAACAUCUGAACGCAUCCAAACAAAUGUCAAGAAACAAAUUCAUUUGGAACGUCAAAAGAAUUCAGUUUGCAAAAAUGGCUUCUCUGAGGAGCCCGUCUUCGCCAUCGGACGGUUAUAAAAGAUUCAGUGAUGAUUUCGCUAACACCAGUAUCAACAAUUACGGCUCGAACGUCUCAAAUUCCCGUACGGGCACAGAUGGCGGCGGUGACAGCAGCACUCUGGACAUGGGCAGUCGCUCGUCCCUCCACACGGGCCUCCACAUGUCCGAAGACGAGCAUUGGGAGAUGAACUACCACGAGGCAGCUAUUUAUUUAGAGGAAGGUCAAAACAACGAAAAGUUCGACUCCCAUCCAUCUAGUCCCGAAGAGUUACCAGCCUACCUCAGGGUACACAACCCCUGGUACCAUGGCCUCGAUCUACUAGCUUCAUUAGUUUUAAUAUUAUUGGCAUUCACCGAAGACCCAGCCGUUCCCACAUUUGAGCUUCCAGUAUGGGCACACGGUACUAUAGAAUUAAUGGCGUUAACUGUGAUCGGAAUAGAGCUACAUCUGAAACUAAAAUGGAUCGGAUGGAGCACCAUACUUAAACACAAGAGGACCAUGUUAAAGGGUAUAACCCUGCUAAUAAUGGUGCUUGAAGCUGUGGUAGUGCUAUGCCGGCAAUCCUCACACUUCAGAGUAACGAGGGCGUUGCGUCCUAUCUUCUUAGUGGACACGCGGCACUGCGGCGGAGUACGGAGGUUCAUUAGACAAAUUCUGCAAUCGUUACCACCGAUUAUUGAUAUGUUAGGUCUAUUAAUGUUCUUCGUGGCGACUUACUCGCUUUUAGGAUUCUAUUUAUUCUCUGAGCACGUAGACAAUGGACACUUCCAGACGCUUAGUGACUCAUUCGUUAGUAUGUUUGUUUUGCUGACUUCGGCAAACUUCCCAGAUGUGAUGAUGCCAUCUUAUGCCAAGUCGAAGUGGUACGCACUAUUCUUCAUCUUGUACAUAAUCACCGUUCUCUACGUCUUGAUGAAUUUGAUGUUGGCCGUUGUUUACGAGACCUUCACCCGGAUCGAACGCGAGAAAUGUCGCGCGCUGUUACUGCAUCGCCGCGGCGCUACACGUCACGCCUUCCGACUGCUUGUCUCACGACGAGCGCCUCACGCAGUCCGGUUGAGACACUUCGCGGGACUCAUGAGACAUUACGCGCCGCAUUACAAUGGUCUAGACGUGUACCUAAUGUUCAAGCACCUGAACCAGACCGGCACAGGGGGUCUCUCCCGGGCGGAGUUCGCGAACGUGUACGAUGUGUUCGCACUGCGCUGGGCGGCGCAGACCGCGCGCGCUCCGUGGUACGCCGCGUCGCCGCUCGAGCCCAUCGCCCGCGCCGCCGCCGCCGCCGUGCACUGGAAACACUUUGAGCAUCUUGUCUAUGCCGUGAUCGUGUGUAAUGGCGUGUCGCUAGUGUGGCGACUGUGUCAGAUCAACGAAAACCUGCAGACGAGUGCACAGCUGCUCUGCGCUUCAUGGGACACGUGGCUGUUCUUGACCUUGUUCCUGAUCGAAGCGGCCCUGCGGAUGAUGGCCUCCGGACUCGCCGCGUACUUGGAGAGCGGCUGGAAUGUCUUCGAUCUCAGUGUUACGUUAUUAGCAUUGAUGGGUGCGGUGUUGCUGUCGAUCGCUCCUGGGCUAUUCAUCGUUGUAAUAUUUAGGCCUCUCAGGUUAAUGCGUCUCUACAAGCUGAAGAAGCGGUACCGUGAUGUCUUCGGAACUCUAGUGCUCCUGUCUCCCCUGAUGUCAUCGGCUGGCUGCGUGAUGCUGGUCAUGUACUACUUCUUCUCGAUCAUCGGGAUGGAGCUCUUCGCUUCUUAUCAACUAAAGAACUGUUGUGUGAAUACAACGGUGGAAGACUUCUACAAGUACUCGUCCAAUAGCUCGACCGCCCUCGGCUACUAUUACCUGAACAACUUCGAGAACCUAGUCACGAGUGGAGUCACGCUCUUCGAACUGACAGUUGUCAAUAACUGGUUUAUAUUGAUGAACGCGUAUGCCAGUGUCGCGGGACAGUUCACCAGAAUAUAUUUUAUGGUGUUCUAUCUGUUCACGAUGGUGGUGUUGACCAUCGUGGUGGCGAGCGUACUGGAGGCAUUCCGAUUCAGGAUACAGUACAAGAGGAGCACAACUAAGAGAGACGAGGAGAAACUCCUGCACGAGGAGGUGCACACGAGCUGGGAGGAAGCCCAGAGACUCGGCGCUGCCGGUACCCUGGCUGACACUCUGCGCCAACACCUGCCCCCCGGCGUCGAGGUUACCUUUAUAGGUUCGAGACCUCGUACCAAAGAGGUCCUGCAGCGGAGGAUGUAUCAGUCGGAGAUUCAGAAGUGGCUGGCCGAAGAAGACGAAAAUGAGGGCGUGCCUCCAUCGACAACCAUAACGUCAAGCGAGGAUCCUCUGUCGCCGCCCCUCAUCCACCAGCCUGACUCCGAGGACAAUCACCAGCCCAGGCCGGCGUACCAAUUGUAGAACAUGAUUCAUAUCGCGUUAUACCACAGACUAAUGUUUCUGUGGGACGCGAUCAAAGACUUGUGAUUAUCUGUGGGCAAGUGCAGUGCGACCUCAUUGGUCGAAAUUUAAAAACAAAUGGCAACUAAUUUAGAAAAAAGCGGAAAGAAAAUGCAUGCAGAUAAAAUUAUUUUAGUUCUACAAGCUAAGAUAUUUUUAGUAAAGAAAUUAAUAAAUGCUGCUAUUAAUUGUUAUUUUUAAGCUAAUUUAAAAUGAAAUAUUAUGUAAAUAAAUAAUUUUAGUCUUAGGUGACAUGGAGCAGUAUUUUUUGCUUUAAUUUUUUAAGUUUUUAUUUUUAUUUAUUCCUUAAUAUUUUGUAAACAAUUGACCUCGUGAUAUAGGUACAUAAUAGAUGAAUUGUUUAUUAUUUAUGAUUUGUUAAUUUUGUUAUUUUUAAGAUAUCGUUUAAAUAUAACUGUCUCAUGGGCCGCUGGAAAUUGAACUUACUCUUCUGUUUUAGAUAAUAUCUUUUACGUUUAAAUUAUUAGCGAAAAAUCAAUUCCAAAUUCAAUUUAAUAUUCAUAUUACUUGUUAUUCAUAUUAUUCAUUAUACAUCAUUCAUCAAUUGCCAUAUUGAAAAAAAAAGGAAGAAAAGUUGUGUUUCUUUCUUCCUUAUUUCUUAGUUGUCACGCCACGUUCGGAGGAUAUUUUUAUACGUUAAUGAAUCUACAUUGAAAGGCCUAUAUAAUUCGCACGUGGAUGGUUUUCCACAAAAUGCGAACAGACAGCCAAAUCUGAGCUCUGACAUCAACACUGGCUGUGCAGCUUAGUUUUUUUAAGAUAAGGGAAAUAUUAAUCAAACAGCCUUAACUUUCCAGCCUUAAAAUUAUGAAAUCGAAGCUGUCAUGACUGGUCCAAAAGUCUUUAAAUUAGAUUUUUACAUGAUUUUUUUAUUUAUCAAUGACGUAUUCAGUUAAUAUUAUUUAUUACAAUUAAAAUACAACAGGAAACUAUCACUGAAUACUUGAUGUUCAGAUUAAUUUUAACGGUAUUAUUACGUUGUAAAUUGUGAAAACCAAUCUAUUACAAAGUACACAAUAAUAUUAUAUUCUAAUAUAACAAAUGUUGGCGGUAAUAGAUAAGGUUAUGUAACGAACUUCAGUUCUCAUUUUUAUUGUUUGAGAUUAAAUAUUGGACAUCUAAUAUGGAGGGUAGAAAUAGGGAGCACCAUCUUGUAUUUUUUUUUUAUUUUUUUUUUUUUUAUUGCUUAGAUGUGUGGACGAGCUCACAGCCCACCUGGUAUUAAGUGGUUACUGGAGCCCAUAGACAUCUACAACGUAAAUGCGCCACACACCUUGAGAUAUAGUUCUAAGGUCUCAGUAUAGUCACAGCGGCUGCCCCACCCUUCAAACCGAAACGCAUUACUGCUUCACCACGGCAGAAAUAGGCGGGGCGGUGGUACCUACCCGUGCGGACUCACAAGAGGUCCUACCACCAGUAAUUACGCAAAUUAUAAUUUUGCGGGUUUGAUUUUUAUUGCAUGAUGUUAUUAUUCCUUCACCGUGGAAGUCAAUCGUGAACAUUUUUUGAGUACGUAUUUCAUUAGAAAAAUUGGUACCCGCCAGCGGGAUUCGAACACCGGUGCAUCGCUACACACGAAUGCACCGGACGUCUUAUCCUUUAGGCCACGACGACUUCAAAUUGUCUGGGGGCUAGUUGAAAAAGUGUCGACCUGUAAACAGCAAGUUAUUGUUGGAAGACUCACCGAAAUGGCGCUAGUGUAGGAAAUGGAAAUGACAUGAAUAUAGCAGUUUUAAACCGGGUUGAAAAUUUUAAUAUUUUCCCUGAUUUGUGUAGUAAAAAAUAUGAAGUAUUUAAAAUUUCAAGUAUUUAUUUUUAUUACUAUUUACGUUGGAAGUGUUUCUUUCCGUGUUAAUUUAAUACCCUAUAAUAUCCAAAAAAAAAAAAUUUUUUUAUUAAUAAUAUGUCUGGCCUUUUAUGCUUUUGAUGUCGAGAAAUAAUAUUAAUAAAAUUACAUUCAUUUUAAAUAAGUGUAUUUGUUCAAUGGCUUUUUUGCAAUAUUUUUAUUGUGAUUUCACAGGAACUAAAGUGGGUGGUGCAUUUACGUUGUAUAUGUCUAUGGGCUCCAGUAACCACUUAACACCAGGUGGGCUGUAAGCUCGUCCACCCAUCUUAAGCAAAAAAAAAAAUCCUCAAUAGUUUGUGGCGCUGUUUUUAAAAUCUUUCCACUUUCUACUGUGGCGCCAUCUUUCUGCGAGUCCCUUUCAACGGACACUUUAAUACACUGAAUUGGUUGCUCUUUACUUCUAUCCUCCUUAACACAUAAAUAAAAUGAUUGCCAUAAAGCGUAUGGCAUGAAAAGGGCUUGACUCAAUGAUAUUUUAUAUGUAAAAAAAAGCAGAUAUGUUUCAAGCGCACGUCAAGUGAAGACUCGAAAACAGGCCAAUUGGGACGUUUCGUCUUUAGUCGCGUCUAAACAAAUGCAAUAAUAAUAUAACAAGUGCAAUCGUUCCAAUUAUAGCUAUCUUUUUUACUCACGCGCUUUUCCCAUCUUUUGUAAUUUUCAUUAAUGCUACUUGUCAACAUGUGUGUGCACUAUAUCGGUAGGUAUGUAGAUAUAUAUGGCGCGAUCAGAUUUGAAGAGUCAGUUACUAUGAAGAUAACAUAUCUGUUGUAUAAAAAAUCAUUGGCUUGACCGAUAUAAAAUUGACACUUAAAUAAAACCUUUUCCUAAGAGAAAAUCAUAUUGAAUCUUUUUUUGUUAACAACGAUAUAUAUUUUAUAUUUUUUGAUAGCUUUUCUAAGAAUAAUUUCGGGUUUUUUAAUAUAUUUUAUUGCAGCUAAUAGAAAAACAGAUACAGUGAUUGCUAUGAAUUUAUCAGUAGACUCCGUAAAAUACUGUAUCAACUCGGUACAUAUCCAAACACGGAGAUGGGUAGCGAAACUAAUUGGUAACAUUAACUUAGUAAUUUCUUCAAUGUUCACGAGUCGUAAACACAAUCUAUAUAUUAAUACGUGAAGCAAAAACUUUGUAUCCCUUUUUACGAAAAUUGCGCGAAAGGAGUAUGAAAUUUUCCACACUUAUAGAGAAUAUAGAGAAGAAGUGCACAAUGCCAAUAUUUGUUUAAAAUAAUGCAUAAAAGAUACAUUAAAUCAAUAAAGGAAACAUUACACACACUACAUACCACGUAUUUGGCGCACACACGCAUGCAUACUAUUUAUUGUCAAACUUUUGUUCUUGACGUCUGUUGUCAAAUUGAGAAUAGAAUAUGGUUUGUCUUUGUUAAUAUUUUUUAUAGUGUAGUCUUGGCGAAAUUUGUGAUUAUAGAAGUAUAAAAUAUAAUCAUAAUAGUGUACAAACUUACAAUUCCACUUAAUUAUAGUCGAAUUUCGACUACUGCGGGACCUCUAGUUAAAAGUAGUUUUACAGUUAAAUCUCACGUUUUUUUUUCUAUGGUCAUUGUAUUAUGUCCACGUUACGAACACUUUCCAGUAUUCGAGUUGGUUACAAGUAGCUAAGACCACAAAAACGCGAGAUUAGAAAUCGUAAAAGUACUAAAUCACUUAUUACUGGCGAUAGAACCUCUUGUGAGUCCGCACGGGUAGGUACCACCACCUCGCCUAUUUCUAGUAAUGCGUUUCGGUUUGAAGAGUGGGGCAGCCGUUGUAACUAUACUGAGACCUUAGAACUUAUAUCUCAAGGUGGGUGGCGCAUUUACGUUGUAGUUGUCUAUGGGCUCCAGUGACCACUUAACACCAGGUGGGCUGUGGACGCGUCGUCUACCCAUCUAAGCAAUAAAUAAAUAAAUAAACUUUAAAUAUUAACAAAAUAAAUAUUAAUAAAAUAUUAAUAGAUAAAUAUCAAUAGAGGCGUGGGGUCGGUGACCUGUACCGCGGGAAUAAAUUCGUAAUAGUUGACAGGUUUUUGAAAUAUGAAUUUGAUAAAGCUCUAAGUUUAUUUUGUUGACGUCCAGAGAGACAGAGGACAAUGAUGACAUCCUCCUUGAAGCAAGAGUUUGAAGUCUCGAUUAUAAAAUAAUAAAAAUAAGUUUUAAUUUCAGAACAUAGAAAUUACAUAGACUUGUUAGUAGCACGCUUAUAUUUAAAAUGUUAGUAAAUCUAGGUUGGGAUUGGAAACAGUGGUAACACGGCGGCUUAAAGCGUUGGUUGAUCAAAUAUGUAAGCAGAUGGCAUGCUUAUAAAAUGGACUGCCUAUUUUUUGUCAUAACGCCUUCACCCAGAAGUCGAAUGUUGUAGGUCCGCGCUCAUACUUAAAUAGUUUUCAAAUGGAAAUGCUUGAGUAAUUCAAUGAAGAACUUGCUAGCAGAUAACUCUUGGAUUUGUAAGUAGGAUACACAUUUUACCAUAUGUUUGUAUGUAUAUACUUGAUAGGUAAUUCUUGCAUCCACGACGUGUUUGAGUCGCUAUAAGAAGCUUUGAGUGAGAUUAAAUAAGUUUAGUUAAUGCGAGUGUGUACGUGAUAAGUAUUUAAUUUGGUAUAGUUGAAAGUUAUAGUGUAGGCAGCGGCUUGGCUCUGCCCCUGGCAUUGCUGAAGUCCAUGGGCGACGGUAACCACUCACCAUCAGGUGGGCCGUAUGCUCGUCUGCCUACAAGGGCAAUAAAAAAAAUAAAAAUAAAAAUGAAAAUUAUAUUUUUCUUCUUCGGUUUUUUUUAAAGUACUGUGUGGCAGUGGCUGUAUCAGAAACAUUUAACAUUGAAAAUAACUUAAACUAUUUAAUUUAUGGCCUGAUGCAUGUGACAAUAAUGGCGUACAUAACAUUGGCAAUUCAUCGGCUCGAAGAUGGAAUACAAUAAUAAUAAUAAAAAAAAGAGAAUACCUUUGAGAUUUGAGAUUCACUUCAUACUUUGAGAUUCAACCACAGAUUUUCCCGAGUAAUGCAAAUAAUUAAAACUACUUUUACUGUUUGUUUUCUCUAUCGAUUCGGUGGUAGCGUAAGAGACUGUUUUAGCUACGCCCAGACGGGUAGGUGAGCUCACGGGUUCAACCUGAAAGAAUUUGCUAAAACUAGCCCUAGAGAGACUACUUCUAUCACGAAAACUGUAAACUAAACUGGAAAUAAUUCUAUGAAAGUAACAAACGCGAGAUCAAAAACCGUAAAAGUAGGUUUAAUUAUUUAAAAAAAAAAAUUGUUGUAUUUAAAUGGUAUACUUUCAAAAUUUUGUGAAUUUGCCACACUACAUAUAAGCUAUCAGCGCAAAAGUGGCCUAAUCCACAAUUUUUCAUAAUCAUGUUUAUAAUUAUGUAUAUUGCAAUUUAUUUAAAAUAUCAUAAUUUUGAUGCAAAACCGGCCUAUCCAUAGUUUCAUCCAUAGACAACAGAUGGCUUUGUAAAUUAUUUUUGGGCGUAUUUUUUUUUUUGCCUACUCAAAUUUAAAUUCAUAAAAACUUAAACCUCAUUUCUCCAUAAUAACUAUGGUAAGCUUAGGCCACUUUUGCUCUCAAAUAUAUUAAGUGUAUAAUCUAUGGCGCUGACGGCCUCAUAUAUGAGUCGACUAUUAUCAAAGCCGGCAAUGUGACUUUUGGACAAUUAUUGGUAAAUCAGAAAAACGAAUUAUUGACUUUGUAUUCCAUUGGCAGUCACAAAACUCUUCUGAACGACAUCUUAGAUAAAUAACAGGUUAAGUAUUGACCUUUAUUUAAUGCAGGUUUUGAACCGUAUUCUUUGAAGGAGACGAUUAUAUUCAAAUCAAUCUGUAUUGACAUAUCAAUAACAUUUUUUUUGUCCAAAUGCACAGAUUGCCACCUUUGAUAAUAGACGACUCAUAUACAAUACGUGUCAGUAUUAUGUUUUAUUAUACGAUUUUAUUUUCUAAACAACUUAUGAUUUGUUCAUUAAAAUAAUGAAUGUUGCAUUUUUA
This is a messenger RNA of Bombyx mori (domestic silkworm), 8489 nucleotides long. RefSeq names its product two pore calcium channel protein 1. Gene Ontology annotation, molecular function: monoatomic ion channel activity; voltage-gated channel activity. Bases 127 to 2610 code for a protein of 827 amino acids. The record is from RefSeq and is a predicted model, not a curated record. Gene Ontology annotation, cellular component: lysosomal membrane; endosome membrane. The transcript is spliced from 17 exons. NCBI's taxonomy places the organism in Eukaryota, Metazoa, Arthropoda, Insecta, Lepidoptera, Bombycidae. Gene Ontology annotation, biological process: monoatomic ion transport; transmembrane transport.